Molecule: messenger RNA, 528 nt
Organism: Mesorhabditis belari
Lineage: Eukaryota; Metazoa; Nematoda; Chromadorea; Rhabditida; Rhabditidae
Source: the annotation of a GenBank genome assembly
AUGGAUUCGGUGGCUCGCUCGAUCUAUUCAGCGCUUCUCGCUCUUGCCUUCUAUUGUAUGAUCUCGGAAUUCAUCUUCAAGGACGAGGAGAGAAGCGGCUCUUUUUUUGGUGUUUCGUUUGCUCAGUGUAGCGGUCUAUUGAAACAGAGCUACAUCUGGGGACAACGAAUGUUCUCAUCGUUCGGAUACAUCUCAAUGUUUUUGCAAUUAACAUUGACACUCAAUCGUUUUCUCGCUCUCUCCUUCGAUGGUCGCUAUUUUCAUCGCGUUCAACAGCACGAGAGACUCCAAGUUCUCGUACCCUGUCUUAUCGGCUUUGUGACGAAAGAAUGGCUCGAAAAGCUGUUUGGUGUUCGAAUCACUUUGGUUGCGGCGACGAUUUCCCUCGAUUUCAUGUUGAUAUACAAGAUGUUGACAAAUGUUUACUUGUUGAAAAAAGCGAUGAAACGAGGUUUGGAGAGAGCCUCAAGACGAGCUCUCGUUCAGCGCGCAUGCAGUGACACACAAAGCUGUUCGACGAGCAAGAAA